UGUGACCUGGGCUAUCCUAAUUAAACGCAUAAGCAUAAAAGCAAAACAACUCUCAAAGAAAGAUAUAAAAGAAACAAUAAUGGAUUUAGCACAGGUACUACACAUGAAUGGAGGUGUGGGAGAAGAAAGUUAUGCAAACAACUCAUUACUUCAGCGAAAGACAAUUUCUUUGACAAAACUUCUAAGAGAUGAAGCCAUAACCAACCUAUGUUGCAAAACACUUCCCAAUAGCUUGGCAAUUGCAGAUUUGGGUUGUUCUUAUGGACCAAACACUUUGUUGGUGAUCUCAGAAACUAUUAAGAAUGUGGAAAAACUUUAUCAAGAAAUGAAAUAUAAAUCUCCAGAAUAUAAAGUCUUUUUGAACGAUCUACCGGGAAACGACUUCAACAAUAUAUUUCGAUCCCUCGACACCUUCAAAGAAAAUCUACAUAAUGAAAUAGAAACUGAAAUGGGUCCAUGCUACUUCUUUGGAGCUCCCGGUUCCUUUUAUGGGAGGAUUUUUCCCGAUAAAAGUUUGCAUUUUGUCCAUUCCUCUUAUAGCCUUCAAUUUUUAUCUAAGGUUCCCGAGGGUCUAGACAACAAUAAAGGUAACAUUUACAUGUCUAGCACAAGCCCCUCAAAUGUCCUUAAGGCUUACUAUGAUCAAUAUAAAACAGAUUUCUCUUAUUUUCUCAAGUGCCGUGCCCAAGAAUUAGUUGAAGGGGGUUGUUUAUUUGUAACUUUAAUUGGAAGACAAUCUGAGGAUCCAUCAAGCAAGGAGUGUUCUUCCGUAUGGGACCUUAUGUCGAUGGCUCUUAAUGAUAUGGUUUUGCAGGGAAUUAUAAAUGAAGAAAAACUCAAAGAUUUCAACAUCCCUAUCUAUUAUCCAUCUCUAUCUGAAGUGAAGUUGGAAAUUCUCACAGAAGGAUCAUUUGUCAUCAAUCAAUUGGAGUCUUCUCAAAUAAUUUUGAAUGAACUUGAUAAUUAUGAGGAUGCUUUUGAGUUUACAUCUAAAAUUCCAGGAUCACUCAAAAAUGAUGGAUACAGUGUGGCACAAUGCAUAAGGGCAGUGGCGGAACCUUUGCUAGUUAGUCAUUUUGGCGAAGAUGUGACCAAAGAGGUUUUUAACCGCUUUCAGAAAAAUGUAACUGAUCAUAUGCCGAAAGAUAGAACUAAGGUCACCAAUAUUACCAUAGCAUUGACUAGAAUGCCAUAAUGAAUAGGAUUUUUGUGUGGGUUUUAUAUUAGUGGUUCAAAAUGAUUUUCAAAGUUUUGUGGUUGGUAGUUAAGUUGCAUUUCCCGUAGUUGUGAUAUUAUAAUGGUGGUACCCAUAUGUAGUUUUUGGUUUAUAAUAUUGACGAUGAGGAUCGAACGUAAGACCUCAUACAUAUUACCUAAAUCUCUUACCGCUAGAUCAAACUUAAUAGCUUUGUACGCGUACGUAGCUGUGAUAUUAUAAUAAAUAAAUUUUGUACUUUUUUUAUUA
Messenger RNA from Trifolium pratense (red clover), 1465 nucleotides. RefSeq names its product S-adenosyl-L-methionine:benzoic acid/salicylic acid carboxyl methyltransferase 3-like. Gene Ontology annotation, molecular function: S-adenosylmethionine-dependent methyltransferase activity. The transcript has 4 exons. The record is from RefSeq and is a predicted model, not a curated record. Bases 80 to 1195 code for a protein of 371 amino acids. NCBI's taxonomy places the organism in Eukaryota, Viridiplantae, Streptophyta, Magnoliopsida, Fabales, Fabaceae. Gene Ontology annotation, biological process: methylation.